This is a messenger RNA of Symbiodinium necroappetens, 1641 nucleotides long. NCBI's taxonomy places the organism in Eukaryota, Dinophyceae, Suessiales, Symbiodiniaceae. The record is from the annotation of a GenBank genome assembly.
AUGUGGUUGGAUGAUACUCGAUGUGUCUAUGCACCCUGCGUGCGAACGGAGGAUCAGAGCUCGUCAGAUGACGAGGAGGUAGAUAUCAGCAAAGUUCAACCGGAAGGCUAUGAGGACGGCGUGCUGAAGGAGUACAUGAAGAAUUGCAAUAGCAAAGACGGCGGCACCAGAGUUGAUUGCUCUAGGGCCAUCAAGGUGUAUGUCGACGUGAACCCACAUGAGCUGAAGAAGGUGGAUGACCAGAAUGAAGAGUUCAAUAUGAUCUUCGUGCUCAAACUAGCUUGGCUUGAUCCUGACCUCAAAAACUUCGAGUCUGAGGUCACCUUGCGACAGACAGUUUCGGCGGACGAGCCCCAUCUGACGCGAAAAAAGAUUCUGCUGAAGAGGAAAUAUGCGAAUGGUGAUAUCGACUUUGUGGAGCAUGGGACAAAGCACGCCCAGACGCUCUCAAAGUUCGACUAUGUCAACCUCAAAGAUCCAGACUGGAGCCAGCAUUUCUUUCCCGAUUUCUCCUUCUUGAACAUGCAGAAUGAUGCCUUGCAAACGCUUGAGAAAAGAACGCUUCUCUGGUGUGGUGAUGAAGGCGGCUUCGUUUCGUAUUCCAUGAAAUACUAUGCCACCUUUCAAGAAAGCCUCGAGUUGCACAGCUUCCCUUUGGACCGCCAGCUGUGCAGGAUCAAGAUGACAGCGGAAAAGCUAAUCGAUGAGUUCCAGUUCGUCCCGGUCACGGGCGUGAAGAAGAUAGCGCAGGUUUGUGAUAUGUGGGCCUGCGACAACAGCAUUCAGCAAAAAUGCACGGUUUACGUUCGACACUGCGACAGGUACUUCCCAUACGAAGCCCAGCGUUCGUGCGUCUCUGUCAUCUUCCACCUUGAGCGGAAAGGCGAUUACUACUUCCACAGCGUGCUGUUUAUGGUCUUCUUAGUGAACAUCAUUAGCCUUUGUACUUUUUCCAUUCAUCUUGAAGAUGUCAGCGGCCGUCUUGGGCAUCUGAGCACCUGUUUUCUUGCAGUCCUGGCUUACCGUUACGUCAUCGACGACACCUUGCCCCGAAAGGAGUACCUAACUGCGGCCGAUGGAUACAUAAUCUUUGCCUGCAGUUUUCAAGUGCUGAUCUGUAUUCAGACUGUGCUUCUUAGUUUUGCUGCAAGCCAUUUCGUUUUGGAGCAUCGAUUCAUAGUUGACCGAUGUGUUGGGCUUGUGCUGCUGAUUAUUUGGCUUGGCGUGAACUACUAUCUACACUGGCUUUGGCGGUCUGCGACGAGACAGAGCUGGCAUAGUGUGUACCAGGCCAACAGGGAACCUUACGGUCCCUUCAAUCAGUGCUCCCAGUGUGGACGCACGUGGCUCAUCAAGCAGUGUCAAGUUUCGAGCCCGGAAAUGCGGUGCCAAAACCAUCCCGAUUGUCCGGGCUCGGGGAGAGACAUCACCACCAAGUAUUAUACUCCUGAGGAACGUCAGCCCCUUGUGAAGCCACAGCGGUUCCCUUCGCCACCGGAGGAGCUGAAGCAGGCGAAAAACCUUCGGCCGACUGCGCCAGAGCUCAGGGAACCAAUUUCCUCAUCCCCCACCUCAGCCCGAAUGCCUCUGCUUGCCGGGAGACCCAACUACAUGUCGUCAGGUCUCGGAUCUUGGCGUUGA